Messenger RNA from Tachysurus fulvidraco (yellow catfish), 1933 nucleotides. RefSeq names its product phosphodiesterase 6G, cGMP-specific, rod, gamma, paralog b (gene pde6gb). The transcript has 4 exons. Gene Ontology annotation, cellular component: photoreceptor outer segment membrane. NCBI's taxonomy places the organism in Eukaryota, Metazoa, Chordata, Actinopteri, Siluriformes, Bagridae. The record is from RefSeq and is a predicted model, not a curated record. Gene Ontology annotation, biological process: visual perception; positive regulation of G protein-coupled receptor signaling pathway; positive regulation of epidermal growth factor receptor signaling pathway. Gene Ontology annotation, molecular function: 3',5'-cyclic-nucleotide phosphodiesterase activity; cGMP binding. The coding region runs from base 947 to 1210 and encodes 87 amino acids.
ACAAUCUCUCAUAUUCUUCACAUAUCUGGGCAAUGGGUCAGGGCGACUAGACGGAAGCCCUUUCUCAAGAAAAACAUCCAAGCUCAACUAAAUCACCACCAGGCCAUGUGUUCAAGCCAUGUGCAAAAUGCAUUACAGUCUAUAUAUAUAUGAGAUUAAUUUCAAAAGUUAUAACUAAAACACUAUGUUUGGUGCAAAAAAAAUAUGACCACCAAUAGAUCACCAUACCCAGGGUGCCCACCACCAUAACAUGGGGGUGGUAGCAUCAGGUUUAGGACUGCUUUUGUUCAUCCAGAGGGCUUUUAUCAAGGUGAAGGGAAAUCACAAAUAGCUACAAAUAUUGCUAAAAAUAUUGCUACAAAUAUAGCUAAAAAUAAAGAUUUUAGCGCAAAACCUUUUGGUGUCUGCUAGUAAUGCUGAGUGACUCACCCAGAAAGGCAGAGUAAGUGGUUUAAUAAAAUCAGCAGGUGCAUCAACACAGCAUGAGUUUAGGAGUGAGCUCAGUCAACAACUCUGUUACUGUAAGUUUUUUAUUGCAUUGUAUGAUUCUGUUUGUUAUUCUGACAUUUUAAAGGGGGUGUGUAGAUUUUUUACUUUCAUUGGACAGCGAUCUCUCUCAUGCGCACACAUACACAAACACACACACACAGCAAAUUAAUCUAGAACAUGGAUAUGAGAUCAGAGGUGGGUAGGCGUCCCUUUCCUAAUCUGCUGAGGGGUCAGAGGAUAAAACCGCCCCAUCAGUAGUCUCUUCCUGAGAAAGCCCAGUGUAGCCACCCACACUUCCAGCAGAGACGGAGAAACAUACAACGGGCGGUGUGGCAGACUGCCAGUCAGCUGCAGUGUAAAAUCAGGCUGAAGCUCUACAUCAGGGAGAGAAUACAGAGGGGGUUGAAUACGAAACAGCCACUAACUAUCAGUGGUUUCAACAAAACAAACAACAGCUAUGAAUCUCGAGCCCCCUAAAUCUGAAUUUAAGUCAGCUACCCGAGUGACUGGAGGCCCAGCCACACCACGCAAAGGCCCACCCAAAUUUAAACAGAGGCAAACUCGCCAGUUUAAGAGCAAACCACCAAAGAAGGGAAUUCAGGGAUUUGGAGACGAUAUCCCUGGUAUGGAAGGUUUAGGCACUGACAUCACAGUCAUCUGCCCUUGGGAGGCCUUCAGCCACUUGGAGCUGCACGAGCUGGCUCAAUACGGCAUCAUCUGAGUUCACCAUCUCCCCACCAUCCUUUUCACUUUCCCCUUACAUUCUGCCUCCACCCUGGCCAUGGGCUCCUGUGGGUCCAUUUGCACGCACACCUCAUCAUAGAGCAAUAAAAAAAAUGGAAAAAUCAGAGGAAAAAAAAAAAAUAACAAAAAAAAAACCUUAUCUAACUAUCCACCUCAUGGUUUCUUUCUUCUAUGCUCGUCAGUUAACUCAAGAUCAGCAUACAUGUUUGUGUUUGACUUAUUGGCUGUCAGAUCGCACUCAGUUAUAUUAGUACUCGUUCUGUCCUUUCUCCGUUUCGCUGUGAUCUGUCUUUCAUAUCUGUAUCGUCCUUUGUCUGGGAACAGAACUACAAACUUAAGCAAGCAAGACAGCCUCAAAGUGAGUUUAAGUGUUGCACCCGUGAAAUGAUCGGCUUCUCAUUUCAUGUGUCCUGGCCUCUCUGGUGACAUUGCAGAGGUUUAUCUAUUUUUUUUAUUAUUAUUAAAAAAGGUCAUACUCCUGUAGACAUAGGAUACUGAUCGACUGCCUGACCAUUAAUGAAUAAAUGUGACACCCUUUUUUUUAACACACUUGUGUUAAAAACCAAACCCAACCAAAAGAAAUCCUGCUGAUUUAGUUUUUGCUGAUUUACACUACUGACUCUUUAGGCAUUAUCCUACUUGCCCUUUUCUUCUUUAUUAUUAAUUGUAUCAUACACACUUCUGCACUCAGAAAUAAAAC